AUGCCAAAAGACGUCAAAUCACGCAAGAAAGACCGAAAGGGUCUUAAAAAGGAGCAAAAGUCACCUAUAAUCAAGAAGCCAGACAUUCAUAACGAAAGUCCCGAUGGACGACGAUCUCAUAAAAAGAAACAACAUUCUGAAAACAAGGAGUCCCUUGACACUAUUCGGACGACGCUAUUUAGCCUCCACAACAGCAUUAUAAACAAGAACAGAACCACACCAAUAGAGAAACAGGAGUUCUGCUCCAGGAUGGGCAAUCUAUACAGCAACAUGCUCGAGCUCGCAUUUGAAUUGAGCACCACAGAAGAAGAUACUGAAAUGGAGUGGCAACACGAGCCGACAAACAUUGUGCAUCUGGUUCGCACGUCUGAGGAGAUGGCUUGUUAUCCUAAUGGAGCCGUCGUCUGUCCCUGGCAGACGGCUUCCAACUCAAAUUUCCCCAGAACUUAG
Molecule: messenger RNA, 450 nt
Organism: Fusarium venenatum
Lineage: Eukaryota; Fungi; Ascomycota; Sordariomycetes; Hypocreales; Nectriaceae
Source: RefSeq, a predicted model, not a curated record